AUAUUCCUUAGAGUGACCGAUUCUGCAACUUUACCCUUUUUUUAAACUAAAUAACCUGAAAAAUUCAAUAAUAUUUGACUAAUUGAAACAGUUUAAAUUAUUAUCCACGAGUCAAAUGAACUACCCACACAUUUUAAACGUCAAAGACGUCAACAAACACAAAAGUGUGCAACAUUUCUGUAUUUUAUAAAAAAAUGUGAAUGGAAUGUGGUUUAUUUUAACUGUUACUACUGGUUAUUAUGAGUUUAAUAAGCGAACUACAUUUCUGGACGACUCAGGAAGAUGUUCUUGUCAAGCACACGGAUUAUGGGUCAUUUAAGUACUUUCACAAAAAGGAACAGCAGGAGUCAAUUUACGGUGUUUGUAAAAAGAAUUACUGUGAACAAAGGAAUGUUAUAUGGCAGUUAAACAAUAAAAGACCAAACAAAUUAAAAGAUCGGUUGAAAGACUUGGAAGAGGCAUUAGUGAACAAUAAAAUCGUAAAUUACAAUUGGUCUGACAACAAACUUCAUUUGUUGCUGUCCACAGGAUUGUUAGUCAACAUUGUUGUCAAUAAUUCCACUGGUGACAUUAAUAAUAUUGUAUUUGAUAAGCAGUUAUCUGCCAAAAUACAAGCAAACAUAAUAUGUGAUGGUAUUACAAUAAAUGACCAAGUAAUUUGUAUCUGCAAUGAUGGCCAUGUGGUGGGCUAUGGUGGGUUCUGGAAAGAGGGUUGGGUCUUAGAGGGUGGCCCACGUAGGAAACUUAACUAUUAUGGGGAGUGGCUGGCAGUGUGGGGUAAAGCAAGCUCCGAACACCCACAACCAUGGAGCCCACUAGCUAAAGAUCAUCAAAGGGCCAACCUUCAUCUAUACUGGAUUGGGGCAAAGGAUCCUGAACUGUUGGCCUACAAAAAAACUGAUGGAGAACCUCUACAAGUGGUUGUCAGCAAGAUUUGCAGCCAGAUGUUGAUUGUGAUAGAACAGAAAGUGACACAGAAAGGUGCUGUUUCUGUUGAAGUAAGCAACUUUGAAUUAGUAGGAAACAACUUAAAAAGGGCUUCAGUUACAUCAGUUCCCCUACAAACUCAAGUGAGUUGCACAGCUUUAAGUGAUUGCGAAAAUCGCCUUCUUAUUGGCUGCAUAGAUGGAUCCCUGGCCAUCUUAAACAGGCACAGAGGAUCAACGCGUACCGUCAAAGCAACAUUUAUACCGACGUUCUGCAUUUGGCAUCCUCAAGGAGCUUUGGUAGCAAUUUCUAAUGAUAGGGGACAGCUCCAGUAUUUUGAUACUGCCUUAAACUGCGUCAAAUCGCAGAUCUUAAGCGAGGAUUUCAGCUCUACACCACUAACAGACAUCUCAGGUUAUUUAAAUGGACAAUUUAAUGUAGCUUCCUUAAACUGGGGACCAAAGUAUUUACUAUUUUCAUUGGAGCAAGGACCAAUAUUAUGUAUAACACAUUAUGAAAAUGCUCUUACAUUUAAAAAUCUAGCUAGAAAUUACAUAUCAAAUAAUAAAGUCGACAAAACUAUUAAACUGUUGUUGAGUUGGGAGUUUAAUGACGAUAGUUUUGCUAUUUUACAACAAGUUUGUGCCCAUAUAAUGAGGCAGCCAAUGACACAAGAGAAUGCACAGCAUCUACAAAAUGCUUUGGGAUUUUUUCACAAUCCGCCGAUACCACUCUCAUCAAAUGUUAGGCACCACUUUGGAACACAAGUGUUUUCUUUAACACGACGGUUUUUCCAUCAACUAGUUCGAGCCAAUAUGUUUGAAACUGCGUUUCUGUUAGCAGUAGACUUAGCUCAUCAUGAUCUCUUCAUGGACCUGUAUUACAUAGCUGUUAAAAUUGGCGAAACGGAAAUGGCAGCAGCUGCCCGUGCCCAAGCUUCGGCCCUUUUAAGCAGAUGCUCAAGUGAAGCUUCAAAUUGUUCCCGUUCUUCUUGCUCUCAGUGCUCCCAUACGGAGUCCUCGAUAAGCGACGAAGAAGAGUACCAGUCAAAUCAGUGGGCUGAAUCGAAAAAGGUUCCAGACGAAGUGCCGACUCAGAAAACACACAAUGACAAUUAUUUGACGACGUAUUUUAAUCAAAUGAAUCCGUCUACUUAUAAACCUGUAGUUCAGGACAGUAAUUCAUGUGCAAUAAAUAUGGAGCCAACUAAGUUGGCCUACACACCAAAAGCUACAUACGUAAAGGCCCCCCAGGUGCCGCCCAGCUUCAGCAAAGCACCGCCCAAUCCAGUGGUGCCCCCCCUUCCAAACUUAGCCAAUACUCUUUCCAUCCCCAGUAUUAAUUUCAACCGAAUUUCAGAGUCAAAUGCUGACCUGUAUAACUUUUUUAGUAACAGAAGUACAGCCGGUUUUAACAAGCAGUUCCCGCCAACUCCCGCCACAUCACAAGGCGAGAGCUUGUACAACAAAUCGAAUAACCUUUUGUACGGCAGCGUACCCAGUUUCUCUCAGAUAAAACCCGUAGUUCCGCCACUGCCCCAAACAACCCAAAACACCACAACAACACCCAACGUGAGCCGACCGUCAACUGCGUCCGGUUCCGGAGCGGCCAAGAAGAACCAGCCGAAAGUUAAGUUUUCGGACACGGUGACGGCGUUCAUAGUGCCCGAGUUGGAGAAGCGACCGCAGGGUAGGCCGCCCCUUCCGCCCUACGUGACUGAUCCGAAAAAGGAACUGGCGGACAGUCUGCCCCUGUGUCAUCCGAAUGAGGAUUAUCUGAAGGAUUUCACCCCCGUGAAGAAGAACAGCGAAUCUGGUAGUAAGGAGGUUCAAGCUAAGGUUAAAGUUGUUCAUUUUGGAGUUGUUUGAAUUGUUAAUUAGUUAAAUUUUUAUUUAAACUGACAUAGAUCUUAGAUCUCAAAUGAAUUUGGUUACUUUAAUAAUAAUGAAAAAUAACAGCAAAUAGCUUUUUAUUCAAAGCUAUUAAUUCGAUUUUAAAAGCUAAAUGUUUUAAUUUAGCGUUCACUGAUUUACUCCGUCCAUAUAAAUAUUUACUAUAUAUUUAAAAUGAUUAGCCAUAAGGUAAUACAUUUUUUGAUAAAAUCUAUUUUUAUACAUGUUAAACAAUAUACCUUUGAUAUUUAUAUUUUUUCUAUUUACAACGAUUUUAUACUAAUGACAUAAAUAUAUAUUUACUAAACAUGA
Messenger RNA from Aethina tumida (small hive beetle), 3131 nucleotides. RefSeq names its product WD repeat-containing and planar cell polarity effector protein fritz (gene frtz). The transcript has 8 exons. Gene Ontology annotation, cellular component: axonemal basal plate. Lineage: Eukaryota; Metazoa; Arthropoda; Insecta; Coleoptera; Nitidulidae. Bases 240 to 2795 code for a protein of 851 amino acids. Gene Ontology annotation, biological process: nervous system development; cilium organization; establishment of protein localization. The record is from RefSeq and is a predicted model, not a curated record. Gene Ontology annotation, molecular function: protein binding.